AUGUGGUUGGAGAAUCACGCCCUGUCCUCGAAUCACCCGUUCGGCCUCUUGUCAGCUUCUAGAUUUGACCCCAGGAUGGUGGAGCACUUUGUCAAGGGCCUCGGUGGUGGUCUUCUGGGCGGUGGCCGACACCGUUAUGAUGACUACAGACGCGUUGAAUUCCCCCGAGGUGUCGGUGGCGUUCCCUACAACGAUUUCCAUGUCCGGGAGCGCCCCCCCAAAUACACCAAUGGCAACCAGCUUGGCGGUAAUUACAAGUAUGGUCACAUCGAGACCAAUGACAACACUGCUCAGCUGGGGGGCAAAUACAGAUACGGUGAGAUCCUUGAGUCUGACGGAAGCAUCAGGGACCUCCGGAACGGUGACUACCGCAAUGCUGACAAUGCAUAUGGCGGCCACAGGGGCCGUGGGCGCUACAGGUCAGCCGAAGGCACGGCAGCCGUGAGCAGGCUUCACCGGAGAGAGCUGCGGCCCGGAGAGAUCCCACCCGGUGUGGCCACUGGGGCGCUGGGCCCAGGUGGUUUGCUGGGCACUGGGGGCAUGCUGGCAGCCGAUGGCAUCCUUUCGGGCCAAGGUGGCCUGCUCGGAGGAGGUGGUCUCCUUGGUGAUGGAGGACUUCUCGGAGGAGGUGGAGUCCUGGGCGUGCUUGGCGAGGGCGGCAUCCUCAGCACCGUGCAAGGCAUCACCGGGCUGCGCAUCGUGGAGCUGACCCUCCCCCGAGUGUCUGUGCGACUCCUGCCCGGUGUGGGCGUCUACCUGAGCUUGUACACCCGCGUGGCCAUCAAUGGAAAGAGUCUCAUUGGCUUCCUGGACAUCGCGGUGGAGGUGAACAUCACAGCCAAGGUCCGGCUGACCAUGGACCGCACAGGCUACCCUCGGCUAGUUAUUGAGCGAUGUGACACCCUCCUGGGGGGGAUCAAAGUCAAGCUGCUUCGAGGGAACAAGGGAGGAAGAGCCCAGAAGAUGGGGCUAUGGGUCAUACGCACUCUGAUUCCUCUGGGGAUAUUGGGAAGUGUCCAGUAUACCUUCUCCAGCCUCCCGCUUGUGACUGGGGAAUUCCUGGAGCUGGACCUCAACACUCUGGUUGGAGAGGCUGGAGGAGAUCUCAUUGACUACCCGCUGGGGCGGCCAGCCACGGCUUCCAGACAGAAGAUGCCAGAGUUACCCCCCAUGGGCGACAACACCAACUCCCAACUGGCCAUCUCUGCCAACUUCCUGGGCUCAGUGCUGGCCCUCCUGCAGAAGCAGGGGGCACUGGAUAUCGACAUCACCAAUGGCAUGUUUGAAGAACUUCCUCCUCUCACCACGUCCACGCUGGGAGCUCUGAUUCCCAAGGUGUUCCAGCAGUACCCCGAGUCCCGCCCUCUCACCAUCAGGAUCCAGGUACCCAACCCGCCUUCAGUGACGCUGCAGAAGGACAAGGCGCUGGUGAAGGUCUUCGCCACCUCCGAGGUCAUGGUCUCCCAGCCCAACGACGUUGAGACCACUAUCUGCCUCAUUGAUGUGGACACAGAGCUCUUGGCCAUGUUUUCCGUGGAGGGAGACAAGCUCAUGAUCGACGCCAAGCUGGAGAAGACUCACCUCAACCUCAGAACCUCAAACGUAGGCAACUUUGAUGUUGGCCUAUUGGAGGUGCUGGUCGGGAAGAUCUUUGACCUGGCGUUUAUGCCCGCCAUGAACGCCGUGCUGGGCUCUGGCGUCCCUCUCCCCAAAAUCCUCAACAUCGAUUUCAGCAAUGCAGACAUCAACGUCUUGGAGGACCUUCUGGUGCUGAGUGCCUGAUGACAGAUGCAGAGAUGCCACCACAGCCCUGGAAGAAGCCAGAACCAGCCCUGGAAAGGCUCUGCCUAACACAGCCCCCAGCCCCGAGUCCCUGAGGCCCCCUAUGCCAGUCCUUACCCAGCCCUCCAACCCUCUUCCCACCUUCCCCCACCCGAAAAAGGAACCAACCACUGGCCCUGUGGGCAAACGAUCCCACCCAUGGUUAGCCCAAUGGGCAGAGCCCACAGGAGGAAGGAGGCCACCUGGAGGACUGAGGUCUCUCGGCUCCAUGCCAGACUCCACACUGCGUACUUUCCACUUUCAAUAAAAGAUUCCAAUUUCCCUGCA
Messenger RNA from Suricata suricatta (meerkat), 2109 nucleotides. RefSeq names its product BPI fold containing family B member 4 (gene BPIFB4). Lineage: Eukaryota; Metazoa; Chordata; Mammalia; Carnivora; Herpestidae. The record is from RefSeq and is a predicted model, not a curated record. Bases 1 to 1782 code for a protein of 593 amino acids. The transcript is spliced from 14 exons. Gene Ontology annotation, molecular function: lipid binding.